Thermochaetoides thermophila DSM 1495 is the source of this 1977-nucleotide messenger RNA. RefSeq lists its product as uncharacterized. The coding region runs from base 1 to 1977 and encodes 658 amino acids. Gene Ontology annotation, cellular component: nucleus. Gene Ontology annotation, molecular function: ATP binding; RNA binding; RNA helicase activity. NCBI's taxonomy places the organism in Eukaryota, Fungi, Ascomycota, Sordariomycetes, Sordariales, Chaetomiaceae. The record is from RefSeq and is a predicted model, not a curated record. The transcript is spliced from 2 exons.
AUGGCGGAGCAACUCAGCAACGGCAUGAACAAGCUUUCCCUUGACUCGCAGGCCCCCGCUGCUCCUGCUCAGCAGCCGGCCGUGCGGUCGUACAUCCCUCCCCACUUGCGGGCUAAGAUGGCCCAACAGCAACAGCAACAACAGGCCGGUGCCAACGGCUCUGCUACGACCCCCAGUGUCGGCGGCGGCCCGUCUAGCACCAUGAGCGGCUUGAACAACAGCGCCUGGGCUAACAACAACAAUUACGAUUCCGGUCGUAACUGGGGCAACUAUGACUCGUGGAACAGCCGUGGUGGCGGCUUCAACCGCAACGCCUACCGUGGCCCGGGUGGCGGCGGCAUGGGCGGUGGCUUCGGCCGCGGUGAGGGCCGCUGGGUUGACGGCAAGCACCUCAUUGGUAACCCCGAUCCUCGCCUGGAGCGGGAGCUUUUCGGCAGCGCCGACGAUCCGAGCAAGCAGCAUACUGGCAUCAACUUUGAGAAGUAUGAUGACAUUCCCGUCACUCCCUCCGGCCGCGAUGUCCCGGAGCCCGUCCUUACCUUCAGCAAUCCGCCUCUGGACCCGCAUCUGCUGUCCAAUAUCGAGCUGGCUCGCUAUAAGAUCCCCACCCCGGUCCAGAAAUACUCUAUUCCCAUUGUCAUUAACGGCCGCGACCUGAUGGCCUGCGCCCAGACCGGUUCCGGCAAGACUGGCGGUUUCCUCUUCCCCAUCCUGCACUUGUCCUUCACCCAGGGCCCAUCGCCUGUCCCUGCCCAGCCCGGUGGCUAUGGUCGUCAGCGCAAGGCCUACCCCACGGCCCUGAUCCUCGCCCCCACUCGUGAGCUGGUCUCUCAGAUCUACGAUGAGGCUCGCAAAUUCGCCUACCGCUCGUGGGUCCGUCCCUGCGUCGUCUACGGUGGUGCAGAUAUCGGCUCGCAGCUCCGUCAGAUCGAGCGCGGUUGCGAUCUCCUGGUCGCCACGCCCGGCCGUCUGGUCGACCUGAUUGAGCGUGGCCGCAUCUCGCUCUGCAACAUCAAGUAUCUGGUUCUCGACGAGGCCGACCGCAUGCUUGAUAUGGGUUUCGAGCCCCAGAUUCGGCGCAUCGUCCAGGGUGAGGACAUGCCUCCCACCGGCAAGCGUCAGACCCUAAUGUUCUCGGCCACCUUCCCCCGUGACAUCCAGAUGCUCGCUCAGGACUUCCUGCACGACUACAUCUUCCUCUCGGUCGGUCGUGUCGGUUCCACUUCUGAGAACAUCACCCAGAAGAUUGAGUAUGUCGAGGAUAUUGACAAGCGCUCUGUCCUGCUCGACAUUUUGCACACCCACACUGGUGGCCUGACCCUCAUCUUUGUCGAGACCAAGCGCAUGGCCGACUCGCUCUGCGACUUCCUGAUUAACCAGAACUUCCCGGCUACCUCAAUUCACGGUGACCGUACCCAGCGCGAGCGUGAGCGUGCCCUCGAACUCUUCCGCAACGGCAAGUGCCCCAUACUGGUGGCUACUGCUGUCGCUGCUCGUGGUCUCGAUAUUCCCAACGUCACCCACGUCAUCAACUACGAUCUGCCCACCGAUAUCGAUGACUACGUCCAUCGUAUCGGUCGUACUGGCCGUGCCGGCAACACGGGUAUUGCCACGGCCUUCUUCAACCGCGGCAACCGUGGCAUCGUUCGUGAGUUGAUUGACCUGCUCAAGGAGGCCAACCAGGAGAUCCCGAGCUUCCUUGAGACUAUUGCUCGCGAGUCUUCGUACGGCGGUGGCCGUGGUGGCCGUGGCGGCGGUGGUGGUCGUGGCCGUGGUCGUGGUGGCCAGACCGACUUCCGCAAGUACGGCGGUGGCGGUGGCGGCUUCGGUGGUCCUUCCCACAGCUCUGGUGGCUACGGUGGUGGCUAUGGCGGCGGUUAUGGCGGCCCCCCGAGUGGUGGUUAUGGCGGUUAUGGCGGCGGCUACGGCGGUGGCUACGGCAACCCCGGUGGUUCUGGCGGCCAGUCUUGGUGGUAA